This is a messenger RNA of Hyaloscypha bicolor E, 1872 nucleotides long. RefSeq names its product DUF185-domain-containing protein. Gene Ontology annotation, molecular function: protein-arginine omega-N symmetric methyltransferase activity. The transcript has 4 exons. Bases 61 to 1557 code for a protein of 498 amino acids. The record is from RefSeq and is a predicted model, not a curated record. Lineage: Eukaryota; Fungi; Ascomycota; Leotiomycetes; Helotiales; Hyaloscyphaceae. Gene Ontology annotation, cellular component: mitochondrion. Gene Ontology annotation, biological process: mitochondrial respiratory chain complex I assembly.
CUUUUGGGAAGAAGUGAAGAUUGAAGAGAUAUGAUCCGGUAACAAUAGGAGCGGACCGAUAUGAGGUCAAUUAUUUCGAUCCAGGCGCGUGCUUGCGUUCACAGUACUGUGAGGGGGAAAUAUAGAGGUUCUUGUGCUGUUUUGAGGUGGUCGUCGACAGAGGCCAGGCAAUGGUCUACGCCUCUUGCAAAACAGCUCUCUGAAGCUAUUACCGCAACUGGACCCAUUCCAUUAGCAGCAUUCAUGCGCAUGUGCUUGACAUCCGACUUGGGUGGAUAUUACAUGUCGAAGAAAGACGGCCGAGACCCAUUCGGCCAGAAAGGGGACUUCAUCACAUCUCCUGAGAUUUCUCAGAUAUUUGGAGAGCUAAUUGGAAUUUGGUUUGUUGCGGAAUGGAUGGCUCAGGGAAGAAAGAGUAAGGGUGUGGAAUUAGUUGAGAUUGGCCCUGGAAGAGGGACUUUGAUGGAUGAUAUGUUGAGAACAAUAAGGAAUUUCAAACCAAUGGCUUCGAGCAUUGAAGCUGUUUAUAUGGUCGAAGCAAGUCCGUCGCUCAGAGAAGCGCAGAAACAGCUUUUGUGUGGCGAUGCUCCUAUGACUGAAACGUCUGUUGGGCAUCAAAGUAUUAGCAAAUACGCAAACUUGCCAAUUAUUUGGACCGAAAAUAUACGUUUUGUGCCUUCAGACCAAGACAAAUCACCCUUCAUAGUAGCCCACGAAUUCUUCGACGCCCUCCCAAUCCACGCCUUCCAAUCUAUCUCUCCCUCAGACUCGGCCCAAGAGACCAUCCAAACACCAACAGGAGAACACAAGCUUACUCCAGAAACUGCCAAACGACAACUCAAAAGUCCUCAAUGGCGCGAAAUGGUCGUGUCGCCCACACCACCUGGCGCAACACACGCCGACCUCCACACCCCAAAGCCACUACAAUCCUCCAUCGCACCCCCAGAAUUCCAACUCACGCUAUCCAAAUCCGCAACACCGCAUAGUCUCUACCUACCUGAAAUCUCGCCUCGUUACAGAGCCCUGAAAUUCCUACCUGAUUCGCUGAUUGAGAUCUCACCCGAGAGUCAUGCUUAUGCUCAAGAAUUCGCACGCAGAAUAGGAGGCAGUAAAGAAGCUCCGAAGAAAGAACCUUCUGGUGCGGCGAUAAUAUUGGAUUAUGGACCGAGUGAUACCAUCCCAACGAACUCGUUGCGAGGGAUCAGAGAACAUAAACGCGUUUCUCCGCUCUACUCACCAGGAUUGGUGGAUUUGAGCGCGGACGUCGAUUUCACUGCUCUUGCUGAGGCGGCAUUGGGUGCCAGUCCUGGGGUCGAGGUUCAUGGGCCGGUGGAGCAGGGGCAGUUUUUGUUGAGCAUGGGGAUUAAGGAGAGGGCGGAGAUGUUGAUGAUGGGCUUGAAGGAGGAGGAGAAGAGGAAGGGCGUGGAAGGGGCGUGGAAGAGGUUAGUAGAUCGAGGGGGGAGUGGUAUGGGGAAGGUUUAUAAGGCUAUGGCUAUCUUGCCGGAGAGUGGGGGGAGAAGACGGCCGGUCGGGUUUGGUGGGGACGUGGAGGGUUGAGGGAGGGGAGGGAGGGGUUGCGUUACAAAUGUAAGAGAAUCAUUGACAUAUGCAUGCUUACUUGUUAUCUGCUACUUUUCACGAGUCUUUUGUUGUUCCUUUGGCUACCUGCGACGAGAAUCGAGGCGGCCUACUUCUCGAGCCUCGAGUAUUCAGUUGUCCAGUGGCUUGUGCGUGCAAUAGCCAGGCAUUGAAAAGGUGCUCCUCAAUGAACCAGAACCAUUGUGUACAAUGAAAUUGGUCAUUUCCUUUUGCCAUUCUGGAACUGGUCUGUUUGGUUGUCUAUACCUGGAACAUCAUUGACGGAGCCUCCAC